AUGGGGUGGCCUGCCCUCUGGACCCUGGUGCCUCUCCUCUGUCUCUCCCCGUCCCAGGCCCUGGGCCAGGAGGGAGGCACUUGUCCAGAAGUGAAGAUCGUGGGUCUGGGGGCCCUGGACAAGAUGACCGUCGUCCAGGUUUGCCCUGGCUCUCCUGGCCUGCCGGGGCCCAAAGGGGAACCAGGCGCCCCUGGUGGGAGAGGUGGGUGCCUGGAGCGCGGGGGGCCCCCAGGCAGCCCAGGGAAGAUGGGGCCGGCCGGGAGCUAAGGGAACAGGGGAGCUCUUGGGACCCCCGGAGACAGAGGGGAGAAAGGCUCCAAGGGGGCUGCGGCCUUGCUGGGGAAGAAGGAGCUGUGGGCCGCGCUGUGCCAGCAAGGGGCCCGGAGCUGCAAGGACGUGCUGGCCCAGGGGGGCUCCCUGACCCGCUGGUACACCAUCUACCUCCCCAACUGCCAGCCGCUGACCGUGCUCUGCGACAUGGACGUGGAUGGCGGGGGCUGGACUGUGUUCCAGCGACGCGUGGACGGCUCUGUGGAUUUCUUCCGGGACUGGGAGUCCUACAAAAGAGGCUUUGGCCACCUGGGCACGGAGUUCAGGCUGGGCAAUGAUCACCUGCACUGGCUCACAGCUGGAGGGAACCAGGAGCUCCAGGUCAACCUGAAGGAUUUCAAAGGUGGAACUUCUUAUGCCAAAUACAGCUCCUUCCAGCUGUCUGGAGAAGAGGAGAAGUACAAGCUGGUCCUGGGGCCAUUUCUGGGGGAACUCUGGUCUUUCCCAGGAGACUCCUUGGGGAGCCAUAGGAACAAGCCGUUCACAACCUACGACCAGGACAAUGACAGUAACAGCCAGUUCAGUUGUGCAUCCCUGUUCAAGGGGGCCUGGUAGUACUAUGACUGCCACCUCUCCAACCUCAAUGGCCAGUACCUGCCCGGCAUCCACAAGAGUUGUGCGGACAGCAUUAACUGGUAGUCUGGCCAGGGCCACAAUUACUCCUACAAGGUCUCGGAGAUGAAGAUCCGGCCAGCCUAG
Ceratotherium simum simum (southern white rhinoceros) is the source of this 1029-nucleotide messenger RNA. The record is from RefSeq and is a predicted model, not a curated record. Lineage: Eukaryota; Metazoa; Chordata; Mammalia; Perissodactyla; Rhinocerotidae.